AUGGCGUGGCUCCAAGUCCGACCUUACGUGGCUCCCAGGGCGGCUUGCGUCACAGCAGUGGUGCUGGCUCUCCAGGCGAUGCUUGCCUGUGGCUUUGGCCCCUCCACCUGGAUGGUUCCGAGGAAAUGUGACACGGAGUCUCUGCGUCGUGGUGGGAGCUGGCCGGAGUGGGGAUCUCGUGAGCUGGCCCAGCAAGGUCGCCCUUCCGCAGAUCAUAUUGCGAAUGUCGCUGGCAAGCGAAAGCGGCGGGUUCGGAUGAUGUCGGCCGUCGAAGCUGGCGCCGCGGGCAUGAACAACGACGCGGGGAUGCUGGGCGGGGGACGAGCAGCGGCGAGUGGCUCGGGGAGCAAGAAGAAGGAUCCAGGUGCGGGGGCAAUGGACCCCGUGGUCACUGAGGCGGACGAAGUCGACUACUACGCGGCGCUUGGUCUCAAGGUCGGCGCCACUCCCACGGAGAUCAAGAACGCUUACCGGAAGAUUGCAAUGCGAGUCCACCCGGACACAAAGGACGGGAUCAACAACAGAGAUAUCUUCGAGUCCACCACGGCAGCUUACGAGGUCUUGUCCGACCCGGGGAAGAAGUCCACCUACGAUCAGGGGUUGGCGAUGAGGAGCUUCGUGGACAAGGUCAAGGCCGGUAAGUGGGGGAACGUGAUGUCGGCGGUGGCGAGCCUCGGGGCUGCUGCGACAUCCGUUGGGGUUUCCGCCGGGGUGGCGGCGGCGGAACCUUUGGCGAAAGACCUGGCCCGCGGUUUGGAGGAGCUGACCGGUUCCGUGGAGGUGGACCCGAUUACGCGGAAGCAGCAGGUGGCGAACAGGGCGAAGCUCGAGGCAGAGCGGAAGAGAGGCGCGUUCGAGCGAAGGGCGGAAGAGUUUUCCACGGAGGCGUCCAAGCUGGAGGAGACCAUGAAGACCCAGCUGGAGGAGCAGAAGGAGUGGAACAAGGCGUUAGUCGAGAGAAGGAUUGAGGUAGCCUCGGCGAGAAAGUCUCUGGAGAGCACCGAGUCAAUCACGAAGGAGGCCGCGGAGGUGGCGAGCGACCGCAAGGCUAGCGAACUCGCUGCGGCGGAGAAGGCACGGCGGUCUAGGGCCGCGCGGGAGGAGUUCUUGCAAGCGUCCGCUAACUCGGAAAAGAAAGUAUCCACCGCAGAGGCCACGGUGACCGCGGCAGAGAGGCGACUGUGGGAGGCGCUCAAGACGUUGGACACUGCGCGGCAUAUGUUGGCACUGACGUACGAGGAGGCGACCGCCUUGGAAGGGACGCGAGAUCAGGUGAUGGCCGACACAGCAUCGGCAGAAGGAGUCUUUGAGGAGGCGAAGGAGGCCACCCUAGAGAGCAAGGCGGCCUUGUCGCAGCAGCGGACGGACCUCGCGGCGCUCCAGAGGGAGUUCCGGGAGAGCAGCAGGCGGGAGGAGCAAGCCAUGGCCAAGAUCAAGGAGCUCGGCGAUGCGGCGGAGUCCAUCGGCGCCCGCGCCCUCCGCAACCGGAAGUCCGCCGAGGAGAGCAAGGUGGCCGCUCGGCGCGAGGCCGGGGCGAUUGACGCCGCCGCCCGGCAGGAGUCUCGCCUCGCCGCGGAAGCCGUUGCCGCGAAGGCGAAGCUUGAGGCCGCCGCCGCCGCAGCUCAGGAGGAGAAGGCUAAGCGCGACCGGGCGGAGGCGGCGAGGGCGGCGGCGGAAGCCGUGGAGCGGGCGCGGCUGGCGGAGCAGGCGGCGGGGGCGGCGGCGGAGGCGGCCAUCAAGGCGGCGACGGCGGCGAGACAGGCGACCUUGGAGGCGGUGGCGGCGGCGGAGAAGGGUGAGAAUCCGGAGACGAUCGGCGAGAUGGCACCUGAACACAGGGCCUUUGAAUCCAUAUCCUCUUCGACGGUGGAUGCGGCAGGGGGCGGGGAGCACGCUCCGGAGGAUCCUGCGGCAGGAGAGCCCGGGGUGGAAACCUUGGCGUCGUCGGGGACAGCGGUGGUGCCUGAUCCGCGGUGACGCCGGAGUCCAUGGAGGCGACUG
This is a messenger RNA of Ectocarpus siliculosus, 2001 nucleotides long. The record is from the annotation of a GenBank genome assembly. Lineage: Eukaryota; Phaeophyceae; Ectocarpales; Ectocarpaceae.